AUGCCUCAUGGAUUCAGGAUAGCUUUGCCGGAAUUAUUAACAUUUGAGGCAAUUGUGGUUAUAUUGACAGUAGGCAAAGUUAAUGUUGUACUAUUUGCCAUUUAUCGACCAGGAUCGCAGUUGGUUUCUAAAGCAUUUUUUCAAGAAUUGACCAGUAUCUUGGAGAACAUAAUGUUAUUGAGUGAUCAUGUAAUAUUAUUAGGUGAUUUGAAUGUGCAUGUCGAAAGAAAUGAUAAUGUUAAUGCCAAGCUAUUAUCGAAUGUGUUUGACAUGUUUUCAAUGCAAAAUGUAAUAAAAGAACCUACACAUAUGCAUGGUGGAACGUUGGACUUGGUGGUACCAGUAAUAAAUAUGCCUGUUACUCGUGUUAGGGUAUAUCCUAGUGGUGUCAUUUCUGAUCACAGUUUGGUUUCAUUUUGUUUGCCAAAAGUUUGUUCCCCUGUGUUAAAGGUUAAAAAGACUGUACGGACGUGGAAGCGUGUGGAUGAAAAUCAUUUGCUUACCUUGAUUAAUGGAUCUCCGGGCAUGGCGCACCUUCUUUCAGUUGUAAGGUUAAAGAACAUCAAGUAUUCUCGAAUUUUUUGGAGUGCUCAAGUGAUGAUGUUAAGGCAGUUAUUUUGA
Molecule: messenger RNA, 621 nt
Organism: Helobdella robusta
Lineage: Eukaryota; Metazoa; Annelida; Clitellata; Rhynchobdellida; Glossiphoniidae
Exons: 3
Coding region: 1-621 (206 amino acids)
Molecular function (GO): catalytic activity
Source: RefSeq, a predicted model, not a curated record